CAACACGAAACACUAGAAACAGAGGAAAAAAAAACUACAGAUAAAGACAAGAGCAUAAAAGACUUGUAGAUAUAAAAGACACACACCUCAGAGAAAGAGAAGAGCAGAGAGAAAGAUCCAACUUCCACAUUGAAACCAUGGAAGCUGAAAAAGAAACAGAGCAAGAAGGAAACUUGACAGUUAUGAAACUACCGGUGUUAACAAUGAAACCCAACACUCACAGCCACUCUAUGUCCUCACCUGUUCACAGUUCCAUAGCAGCUUCAGUCCCAUUUAGCUGGGAAGAAGAACCUGGCAAGCCCAAGCAACACUCUUCUUCUUCCUCGUCCUCUUUCUCACCAUUACCUUCUUACUUUUCAUCUUCUCCUGAAACCCACAAGUCACUGGAGCUACCACCAAGGCUACUCUUUCUUGAAAAAGAUGGAGGAUUAGCUACGAAACUGCAGUCGCCCAUCACUGUCUUUGAUGGGCCUUAUAGCAUGACGAGGUCAAAAAGGAUGGAUUCACCUUCGUUUAGGAUGAUGGUAAAGGGUAGUGCUGACUGUUAUGGGUCUUUCAGGAGUGACAUCGAUGGUGCUUUAGAGGAUGUGGAAGGGGACUUUAAGCAGCAGGAUACGAGUAGUGGCUCUUUGGCUCUUGUGAAGAAGAGAGGGAGAUUAGGGUUUUUUGGGUUUAGGAGGAGGAAAGCAUUAAAGGGAAAAACAGAGUUUGGUAGAGGUAGUUAUGUGUUUCCAUCUUCCGUAGACAGAGAGAGUGAAUAUGGCACAAACGAAGAGGAAGAUGAAGACAAAGGCUUUGGCUAUGGUGAUGGUGAUGGUAUUAGUAGCAGCCAAAGCAGCAGGUUUUGUGAAGUGAAGAUCUCAAGCAUUAGCAGAACAGGGAGCUUCUCUACUCUUCCUAAACCACCUCCUUCUUCUUCAAAGUCUCACUUCUGGACGAAUGUGUAUUCAGGACUAAAGCAAGUGGUUCCAUGGAAGAACAAGAAGACUACAGUUUGAGAUGCUGCCCUGUUAAAGAUUUAUACAAGACUAAAAACAAAAAACAAAAAACCAAGAAAGCUCCUCUGGUUUCUACAUAUAUCUUCAAAAAUCAAACUUUUGCUUAUGAUUUUUUUCUUUCUUUUUUUCAGUAUUUCCAAGAAAAUGACAUGACCAUUAUUAAAAUCAUUAUGAAACCCAGUAUCUUUCACACGUAUUGUUGUUGUUUGUGUUUGUAAUGUUUGAAUAUUUCUUGAAACGUUUGUAUAGAGAGAAACAGAGAUGUAUAAUGGAUAUUAUUAUUCAUGUUUGUAACAAAAACAAAAAAAAGCAAGAACCUUUGAAGGCUCUUUACAUGUA
Camelina sativa (false flax) is the source of this 1337-nucleotide messenger RNA. RefSeq lists its product as uncharacterized. The record is from RefSeq and is a predicted model, not a curated record. Lineage: Eukaryota; Viridiplantae; Streptophyta; Magnoliopsida; Brassicales; Brassicaceae.